AUGUCUGUCCAAGUACAAAGUAAGAAGACAAGACCCAUUCAGUUGCACAGAUGCGUGAGACAGGGAGAUGUUAUCUACGCGAAACUGUUCUCAAACGCUCUGGAGGACGUCUUCAAGACACUUAAUUGGACCGGAUUGGUCAUCAACGUCAAUGGCGAAAAUCUCACACACCUUCGGUUUGCCGACGACAUCGUUAUAAUGGCAGAAUCGCUGCAGGAUUUGCAGAAAAUGCUGAACAGCCUUAAUGCUGCCUCAUUAUCGGUCGGUCUUCAGAUGAAUUUGGACAAGACUAAGGUCUUGUUCAAUGAGCUCGUCAUCUCGGAACCGAUCUCGAUUAAUGGCGAAAGGCUCGAAGUUGUCCGAGAAUAG
Molecule: messenger RNA, 369 nt
Organism: Hyposmocoma kahamanoa
Lineage: Eukaryota; Metazoa; Arthropoda; Insecta; Lepidoptera; Cosmopterigidae
Exons: 1
Coding region: 1-369 (122 amino acids)
Source: RefSeq, a predicted model, not a curated record